Messenger RNA from Carcharodon carcharias (great white shark), 2773 nucleotides. It is a transcript of the gene mtif2, whose product is annotated as mitochondrial translational initiation factor 2. The record is from RefSeq and is a predicted model, not a curated record. Gene Ontology annotation, biological process: translational initiation. Lineage: Eukaryota; Metazoa; Chordata; Chondrichthyes; Lamniformes; Lamnidae. Gene Ontology annotation, molecular function: translation initiation factor activity; GTPase activity; GTP binding. The transcript has 15 exons. The coding region runs from base 340 to 2361 and encodes 673 amino acids.
UGUGCAUUGUGGGAACUAUAAUGGCGGCUUCCAGAAGGUGAAGAGUGUCCGGUAUUACCGCGGAUAAAUUACUAGUUAAUAUGCUCGGUAUCUUGGCUUAUCAGCUGAGCUCUGAUCGUUGGUGAUGAUGAUGAUGAUGGGAAGAUUGUUGGUCAGACUGAAGCCUGUGACAUGGAAACGGUGCACCCAUGACAUCCAUACUCUGAGAUGGAGAGAUUCUCGUUACUCAUGGCCAUGCCCAGGUCUAAUGUUUUUGCAACAAAGCCGGAUACCUGGGGGAAUCAACAAAUUCAGCCUGCCAUUCAGCAGGCUUUUAGUCACUAAAAAGCUUCCACAGCAAUGAUGGUUUCAGCAGCUGUGCAUGUGAAGGUGGAUGAAAACAGGCAAUGUUCCAAGAUGAAAGAUAAAUAUAAGAUUGCUCCAGUAAAACAAAAGCAAGUGAAAAAAGAAGUGGAGAUAAAGCAAAGAAUGACUGUUGCUGAACUUGCAGAAGCAAUGGAUAAAGAUACAGAUCAUGUAUAUGAGGCUCUGCUGCACACAAAUAUUGACAUAGACUCCCUAGAACAGGAUUUUGUCUUAGAUGAAAAAUGGAUAAAAGAGGUCAUAAAGAAGUCUGGAAUGAAAUUUAAGUGGGCAAAACUUUCAGAAGAAAAAGUGAAAGAAAAUAAAGAUGCUGUGAGAAGGCCACUUUCAGAUCCAACUAUGCUAGUUCCCCGGUCACCUAUAGUUACUAUAAUGGGUCAUGUUGACCAUGGAAAAACAACAUUACUUGACAGUCUUAGGAAAACUCAGGUUACAGCUAUGGAAGCAGGAGGUAUCACUCAACAUAUUGGAGCAUUCCUUGUGCACUUGCCAUCUGGUGAAAAGAUAACCUUCCUGGAUACGCCAGGCCAUGCUGCCUUUUCAGCAAUGAGGGCCCGCGGUGCUAAUGUGACUGACAUUGUGAUAUUGGUGGUUGCUGCAGAUGAUGGGGUAAUGAAGCAAACCAUAGAAUCAAUUCAACAUGCUAAAAAUUCUAAUGUUCCGAUAAUUCUGGCAAUAAAUAAGUGUGACACACCAGAGGCAAAUCAUGAAAAAGUAAAGAAAGAAUUGUUAGCCUAUGAUGUGAUUUGUGAAGAGUAUGGUGGUGAUGUUCAGUCCAUAAAUGUUUCAGCCCUCAAGGGAGACAACUUGAUGGCUUUGGCUGAGGCUACUAUUGCUCUGUCGGAAGUGCUGGAGUUGAAAGCAGAUUGUAAAGGACCUGUUGAGGGUACUGUUAUUGAAUGUCGGAAUGAUAAAGGAAAAGGACCAGUCACCACAGCAAUUAUCCAACGCGGAACCUUAACGAAAGGUUGUGUGCUGGUGGCAGGGAAGAGCUGGGCUAAGGUACGGUUAAUGUUUGAUGAGAAUAAUAAGCCAAUGAAAACUGCUGGACCAAGUACCCCAGUGGAGAUAGUUGGUUGGAAGGAACUUCCAUCUGCUGGAGAUGAAAUUCUUGAAGUGGAAUCAGAGCAAAGGGCCAGAGAAGUUUUAGAUUGGAGGAAGUAUGUUGAGACACAAGAAAAAAAUAAAGACGACCUUGAGGUGAUUGAAGCAAAACAGAAGGAACACUAUGAGACUUACAAAAAGGAGCGGGAGAGCUUUAGUAGCAUGAACUGGAGACAGAGAAAAUCGGCUAUGUACAAGGCCAAUAAACAUCUAAUGGCAACAAGGCCUAAAGAGAGGACUGAGAUAGAUGAGCUUUCACUUCCAAUAAUAGUAAAAGGUGAUGUUGAUGGCUCUGUGGAAGCCAUUCUAAAUAUCCUAGAUGGUUAUGAUGCUGAUGAACAAUGUAAACUCAAACUGGUUCAUUUUGGUGUUGGCGAUAUCAGUGAAAAUGAUAUUGUUUCAGCAGAGAUUUUUUCAGGUCUGGUGUAUGGUUUUAAUGUAAAUGCCAGCAAAGAAGUACAACAGAUGGCUACCAAGAAAGGAAUAAAAAUCAAAUUGCACAGGGUUAUCUACAAACUUAUUGAUGACCUCAAGGAUGAACUGAGUGGCAAGUUGCCAGCAGCACUUGAAGAAAAUAUAAUAGGAACGGCAUCUGUGUUGGCACUCUUCCACGUGACAGUAGGAAAAGAGAAAAUUCCUGUAGCAGGGUGCAGAGUGCAGAAGGGUCAAUUGCACAGAAAGAUGAAGUUUAAGCUCAUUCGUGAUGGACAUAUUUUGUGGAGAGGUUUUCUCACUUCUCUCAAACAACUCAAGAACGAUGUUCCAGUUGUGAAGACAGGGAUGGAAUGUGGCCUCAGCUUGGAUAAAGAAAUUGAUUUCAAGCUUGGUGAUGAAAUAAUUUGCUAUGAAGAAAAAGAAAUCCAACAAAAUAUCUCCUGGGAUCCAGGAUUUUAAAACUUGAUUACUCCAAGAACUGAAGAGUUUUUGAAUUUAAUUAAAUUGCACUAUUAAUAUAAAGUCUGUCCAGUAAAAUGACUAAAUGGACAAAAUAUGUUCAUGAUGUAUCCAGCCUGUUUGGAAUACAGGCCAAUAAAAAGACCAGCAUUUACAUAAUGACUGCACUUCAUAAGGCAUUACUUUGAAAGAUGGUGAAUGUUAUUCAGUGGAUCCACGCAGAAGCCAUUUUGAACAUAACAAGAUUUUAGAAAUAACAGUCUGUGGAAAAGAAUAUUGCAAAAUCUGACUCUGGCCUGGAGAAUUGACCAACCACAAUUUGAAAUGCUGAAUGUGUUGUGAUGUGUUGCAUUUUUAGAUCCUAGUGACAGGUUAAAUAUCUGUUAAACAUGAUUAAAAUAGACUAAAUGUG